AUGAGUGACACAAUUGCUUAUAUAAACCAUUUUGUGUCCUUAAUGGUUCUUCCCACAAACAAGAAGAAACACUUUCACAAAGAUAAAGAACUCCAAAGCUUCCACUCUUAUAACAUGGCAACUUUCUCUUAUUUCCAACAUUAUCCUCAUUCUCUUCUUGAUCCUCUUCUCUUCCCCACACCUAACUCUUCCACUAAGCCCUCUGGUUUCAUCGACCAGAAUACUCUCUAUUCACUACCAAACACUUCUACAAUCGAAGAUACUUCCUUUAACCUGUUUCUUGAUUCAUAUAAUGUUAAGAAAACCGAAAGCUCUGAUGUUAAGAAACAGAACAACACCAACACAAUCGGUUCUUCUUCCGGCGACCAGCUCAGCCACGGGCCCUCCACAACCUCUUCCGGCAAAAACCGUCGGAAGAAGACCAGAAAUGGGUUUAACUCCAAGGAACUAAGAUGCUGGGGUGGUUUACAGAAUCAGGAAGGAGUAGAGGGAAGAAAAAGUAAAAAGCAAAGAAAUGGUAGCACAAGCGACGUCAAAGAGAAGAGAGGGAGCGAACAAGAAGCUCCCAAAGAUUACAUUCACGUUAGAGCCAGAAGAGGCCAAGCUACUGAUAGCCACAGCCUCGCCGAGAGGGUGAGAAGGGAAAAGAUAAGUGAGCGGAUGAAAACUCUGCAAAACCUUGUCCCGGGAUGUGAUAAGGUAACAGGGAAGGCCCUCAUGUUGGAUGAGAUUAUAAAUUAUGUUCAGUCCUUGCAAAAUCAAGUUGAGUUUCUCUCGAUGAAGUUAGCUUCUAUAAGUCCAGUGGUCUAUGACUUCGGUUCGGACCUUGAUGGCCUCAUAGUUAGACCUGAGAUGGGAUCCACAGAAGUAAGAGCCUCUUUUACCAAUACAAUGCCAACAACUAAUCCUCUCUUUUCUUCACUUUUGGAUGAUAAUAUCAUACCCACGCAGGCACAGCUUCAGGAUGAGGGAAAAGAAAGAGAAAAGUUAGAAGACAGAAGUGGGUUCAACAGCAACAGUUUCUGUUCUUUCUCUUAA
Messenger RNA from Thlaspi arvense, 1038 nucleotides. The record is from the annotation of a GenBank genome assembly. Lineage: Eukaryota; Viridiplantae; Streptophyta; Magnoliopsida; Brassicales; Brassicaceae.